This is a messenger RNA of Cylicocyclus nassatus, 1455 nucleotides long. The record is from the annotation of a GenBank genome assembly. Lineage: Eukaryota; Metazoa; Nematoda; Chromadorea; Rhabditida; Strongylidae.
GCUUCAUCAUUGGUCAAUUCAGUGAAUUAACCAAUAGUGAAGCGGGUCAAGCGGAUUAAGUGAAUCAAGCGGAUCAAGUAUGGCGCGUGCCUUAGAAUGGCUGCUGAGGCUGAGAGGAUAGAAAGGAUUCUGAAGGGCUUUGAUCCUGUCAGUUGUGGUCUUUCUGAAGAUUUCAUUUUGACGAAACUCACUGCAAUGAAGGGAUGUGGAUGCAAAGUGCCAAGAGAUGUUUUGCUUGAACUGCUCAAAACUUUCGACACGAAUUUUGUAAUCGAUGGCGAGGGUGUCGGAAUUGGUCUCGACAGUUGUGUUGUGCCACUUCGCCAUCAGGGCUUAAAUCUCGUUCAAACGACGGAUUUCUUCUAUCCACUUAUCGAUGACCCUUAUUUGAUGGGUCGUGUUACAUGCGCGAAUGUUCUGAGUGAUCUGUACGCCAUGGGUGUUGUAAGUUGUGACAAUAUGUUGAUGCUCCUUGGAGUGGCUGUUGAUUUGGACGAACAGGAACGGAAUGUCAUUGUCCGGAUGUUUAUCGAGGGGUUCAAGGAUGCAGCAGACGCAGCCGGAACAAAAGUUCGUGGCGGUCAAACUGUUCGUUGUCCAUGGCUUCUUCUCGGAGGUGUUGCUACUAGUGUUGCCUCCGAUAAAGAAAUUGUCAUGGUGGAUCGUGCACAACCCGGUGAUGUCCUCGUUCUGACCAAGCCCCUUGGUGGUCAGGUCGCUGUGAAUUCUUACGAAUGGCUCAAGAAGAAAAAUGGGCGCGUAGAGGAGUAUGGCCUUGAUGAAAAGAAAAUCAUCCGUGCUUAUCAGCAGGUUGUAGAGCAGAUGACUCGUUUGAACAGGAAUGCUGCAAAAAUGCUUCACAAAUACAAUGCCCAUGCCUCUACUGAUGUAACUGGUUUCGGAAUUCUUGGUCAUGCUGAUAAUCUUGCACGAGCCCAACAAGACAAAUUGCUUUUCGUAAUCGAGACUCUCCCAAUAAUAGAGUACAUGGAUGAAAUUGCACGCAAGAUGCCAAAUGGGAAUGGAUUCAACUUGUUUGGAGGCACCGCAUCUGAGACUAGUGGUGGUCUUUUGGUGGCACUAAGUCCUGAAAAUGCAGAGGGAUUCAUCAAUGGUUUGAAAUCGUCGGACGGAUAUCCAGCGUGGGUUGUUGGUCGCGUCGAGAAGCUCGAAGAAGAAUCCAGUCGUGCAGUCAUCGCUGAAAAUUUCAAAAUAAUAUCUGUACCGUCGAGCAUUCAUGAUUAGUUAAUCUCAUUCAAAUUGUGAUGUUCCAAUAUUCAACUUGAUACUCUCUACAGGUUGCUGGCUUACCUAUUAUUCGUUUUAGUGAAGAGGGGUUGUUUUGAGAUUGUUAUUGUUGUUACGUAAAUCUGUUAUGUACUAGCACUAGUUGUGAUUUUUGAAGGGGUUUCGGGAUGAGCUUAUAAAUAAAAUAGUAUUGCGUAAAAAUUUAGU